GUUUACAAAUCCCAAAGCAAAAUGAUUGAAAUGCAACUGCAAUAGUUAAAUGUAAUGGAAAUUGCGUUUUAGUCAGUUUUGUUAUAUGUAUUAUUAAGUACUAUGAAUCGUGAAAAACAAAAUUUGGAUACAAAACGCUCUGUAAUUAAAGGUAAAAAUUGCCCUUCCACUGGUUCAUCAGAUUAUACUUCUUGCUCUGAUAAUCCUAUUGAAAAUGUGAGCUUAAAGAAAGAAAACUUAAAUGAUUCAUUGCAGUCUGUAAUAUUAGCAGGCCAAAUACAAUCGUGUUAUCAAAAAGAAACGACAUUAGAAGAAUCAGUAGUUUUGAAUGUACCAAAUAAUCACAUAAGUAUUGAUAGUAAUUUUUCAGUAAAUGUUUUAGAUCAAAAUUUAGAUGUUUUUAUGGAUAACAGCGAUGUUUUUAUGGAUUGUACCGAUGUAUGUCCAAUUGAUUCAAACGACAAUGAUAGCACUAAAUACUUACAAUUUGAAUCAGCAUCAAAAUUAUCAAAGACCAAGUCAAACAAUUCAUUUUAUAGUAAUUAUUUAAAUACAAAUAAAUUAAAUGAUACUAUUGAAAUACAUGAAUCUAAUGAUUCAUUAUUAUUUCCAAUAAAACCACAUAAUGAAAACGAUCGACUUAUAACUAUUAUAGAAGAAUCGGAAGUAGCACGUGCAACUAAUUCAUGUAAAAUGAAUAAGUCUCACAUAAAUCUGAAAGAUAAUGUGAAAGAUAGGGACGUAGAAAUACCUACGCAUUGCAAAACUUCGGAUAAUAUUGAUAACGCUAAUAAAUAUUGUACGAAGAGAGUUUUAUUUACAAAUGAUAAUAAUAAAAAAUAUGGAAAACUUAAUAAACUAAAAGAAAGAAAGAAAGAAACGUGCUCUAAUAUGAAAGUUAUUAAAGAUAAAUCCUAUGUACAGAAUAAAGGAGAUAUUAAUGAGAUUUGCAAUAAUCAUAAUACAACAGAAUCGUUUGUAUUAUGGGAAAAAGCUUGUAAGACAUCGGAUAAAUUGCUUCCGAGGAGAAGUCAUUCAUUUUCGGAAUUGAAUUUCAUUGCUGAAAAUUAUACGGGAGAUGAUGAAUACUCGACAAGUUUUAAAACUCUUGAUAAUACAUACAUGUCUGAUAUUGGAUUUGAUCCAAAUGAUAAAAGUUUAUUCCAAAAAAAAUAUUCCAGAUAUAGAAGUCAGUCUUGUGAUAGUCUUUUGAGAGAAGUUAAACAUUUACCUCAUAUUUUGUAUGACAGAUUUUUAAAGUGUUUAGCAAAAGAAAUUGAAAUGAUUAGAAGGCAAAAUAUUAUAUGUACAUGCCCAAAUUUAAAUCAAAAACAUUCAAACAAAGAAAAUAGCGGAAGAAAUUCAAGAUCUAAUAUGAUUACUCCAAUGAUUAAAAUUUCAAAUGAAAAAGUUGAAAAAACUAAAUCUUCAUUUAAAUCCUCACCAGUAAAACUAGUGACAAAUACAAAUCACAGUAAAUUAUCCGUAGAAAAGUUGAAAAAUCUAUCCCAAGAUCUUCGCAAGUUAAGCGCAAAAUCUAUAAAUAAAAUACCAACUACACCAACAAAGAAGUAUAAUAUGAGUAAAUUAUCACCGGAGCCUUUAAAAAAUCUACCUCAAGAUGUACACAAACUAAGUCCAAAGCCUUUAAAUAAAACACCAACUACACCAUCUAAGAAACGUGGAUUAUAUUCUUGGCAAAAAGAAAUAGUUUCACCAGUUGGCGAGUACAUAAGAGGUAAAAGGCAAAGUCCUUUUAAAACUUCUCCAAAUAAGAAGAAAUAAAAAAUUAAUUUAAUUUUGUUAGUAGUACAAAUACAAAGUGAUAAAAUGUGCAAGCUAAUAUUUUAUAUUUUUAAUUAUUCGUUUUUCUAUUUUAACCAAAUUUUAUAGUUUAUGC
Messenger RNA from Ceratosolen solmsi marchali, 1900 nucleotides. RefSeq lists its product as uncharacterized. The record is from RefSeq and is a predicted model, not a curated record. The coding region runs from base 103 to 1785 and encodes 560 amino acids. The transcript has 3 exons. NCBI's taxonomy places the organism in Eukaryota, Metazoa, Arthropoda, Insecta, Hymenoptera, Agaonidae.